AUGUCCGUCAAAGAUAAUUUGGAUGGAUCACAUUGGAGUUUAGAAGGUGGAUACGAUACCAAAUCAUCUAAAUAUCCAUUUCGUGUGAUGAAUUCAGGGCGACAGGCUUCUCUCGACGUAUCACUUCUGCAUCGUGAAAGCGAUCACUACGAUCAGUGUAACGCGCUUUCUAUUCAAGGAUUCACGGUGUACCUAACAACACCUGGUGAAGCAUUAACAACAUCACAUCGUCCAUUUCGUGUACUCCCAUCAGACGAUACACAAAUUACGAUCCAACCCAAUAUGAUCACCACUUCAAGUGGAUUACGCAACUAUGAUCCAAUUGAACGUGACUGUUUUUUUAGUUCUGAGCGUCAAUUGCGCUUCUUCAACAUCUACACUGAAGAAAAUUGUAAGGCAGAAUGUAUCACGAACAACACGAUUGCAGAAUGUGGAUGUGUAAAAUAUUCGUCGCCAAGAGAUAAUAGCACAAAAGUCUGUGGUGCAGCUAGCAUCGAAUGCUAUGAGAAAGUCGAAUUUUUAACUUCAAUUGAACUAGCAAUAGCUAUCAAUUUGGUUAAUUGCACCUGUUUGCCUGCAUGCACUUCAAUCGAAUACAAUGCAGAAAUCGAUCGUGUUACAUUUGAUUCUGCAGCCGUGAAUAGAAUUAGCGGGAUUCGAUUGAAUGAGUCAGGAGUUCAACAGUCCCGACUGUCCAUCUUCUUCAAUGAUCAACACGUUAACUUAUUAAAACGAACAGAAAUGUACACUCUGACCAAUUUCUUGGCGAUUUGUGGUGGCCUGCUUGGAUUAUUUAUGGGAAUUUCGUUGCUGAGCAUCAUCGAACUCAUUUAUUACUCCACACUUCGGUGGUUUUGGUUCAUUCGUCGCUCGAAAAAUGAAAAUAUCGACACACCAGCUCAAGGAGAGGUGAUUCAGGUCAUUCCGUACAACGUAUAA
This is a messenger RNA of Sitodiplosis mosellana (orange wheat blossom midge), 939 nucleotides long. RefSeq names its product pickpocket protein 28-like. The transcript has 3 exons. Lineage: Eukaryota; Metazoa; Arthropoda; Insecta; Diptera; Cecidomyiidae. Gene Ontology annotation, cellular component: membrane. Gene Ontology annotation, biological process: sodium ion transmembrane transport. The record is from RefSeq and is a predicted model, not a curated record. Bases 1 to 939 code for a protein of 312 amino acids. Gene Ontology annotation, molecular function: ligand-gated sodium channel activity.